Molecule: messenger RNA, 780 nt
Organism: Oikopleura dioica
Lineage: Eukaryota; Metazoa; Chordata; Appendicularia; Copelata; Oikopleuridae
Source: the annotation of a GenBank genome assembly
AUGAGAAUUCUUUUUCUCUUUGUUUUCGCCGUAAAUGGAAACGAUCAGAGUAAAGCUAAAGAGCCGCUGCACGACGAGAAUGAUCCAACUAAGGACAUGACCGAGGAGCAAAAGUUCGCCCACGAGUUGUUGAGUCUCUUCAAUUUCCCAAUGUACACCGUCAUUGUUCCAGCUGGCAAGACUGAGUGCUACUAUCACGCGACAAACGAAACCUUCCACUUUGAAUAUACUGUCGAAGGAGGAGGAUCACUUGACAUAAGAUUUGAGGCAUUUGACCACAAAGAAGAGAGCUUGGUGAAAAUUGACAAGAACACGACUGGAUACCAUUUGUUCAAGAUGACGGAAAUGGCGCCGACUAAGUUCUGUUUUGAUAACAGUUUCAGUAUUAUGACUGACAAGAAGGUUCACUUUGAACUUUUCCCAGAAAUCGACAUGGACGAGUGGGACAUGUACAUGAAAGAGUACACAAGCUUCAGGAAAGAAAUUGAAGAAGAUAAAGCCAACGGCGAUAUUGACAGUCUCUACCAUACAGGCCAUCCGGAAUGGGAUAAUAUUCAUGUUCAAUCGAAUGACAUGAGAAAGAAGCUUCGAAAAUGUCUAAGAAUUCUCGACCAUAUGCGCUCUUUCUCCCAUAUCGACGAAGCACUGAUGGAAAAUAAAGAAAAACGUCUAAACUUCUGGUCUUUCCUGCUUUCCGCUCUGAUUCCUGCUGUUUCAAUCGGACAAGUUGUUUUCGUCCGAAUGCUUUUCAACCCGAAGACGAAGAUUUCUAGCUUCUGA